Acyrthosiphon pisum (pea aphid) is the source of this 3136-nucleotide messenger RNA. Its product is annotated as putative ATP-dependent RNA helicase TDRD12. The record is from RefSeq and is a predicted model, not a curated record. Gene Ontology annotation, biological process: germ-line stem cell division. The transcript is spliced from 2 exons. Bases 384 to 2783 code for a protein of 799 amino acids. NCBI's taxonomy places the organism in Eukaryota, Metazoa, Arthropoda, Insecta, Hemiptera, Aphididae.
UUUACAAUUUUAAAAUACUCAUAAAUCGCGUUAAAAUUAAAAUAUAACCUUACCUUUAGAUUUUAUAAGAGGUCCAUUCGCUCUAAUUUUUAAACCAAUGGAGCCUACACGUGUUCUGCCUAGCGUCUAAUUUGCUAUGUUACGCAUUUGUAAGACAGAGUCAACACGUCGGGUACCACCUCCUCUUAAAUAAUGAACAAUUUUUGGUUAGUUGUUGAUUACUAUAUUCUUAUCUACCUAUGGUUGUUUGUAAUUUCUAGAUAUAGUUUAGGCUUUGGCUAGUUGAUACUUACUCUUUUAAUCUUGUCUCUUAGUUAAUACUUUUAAUAUCAAAAUGAUUUUUUGGUUGUGAUUUGUGGCAUGUACUGAUAUAUACAUCAAAUAUGUUUGAUUUUAUAAAAAUACCAUUCAAAGAUAGUAAAGUAUCUAUUUCACGUCCAUUUCUUUGUGAUAAAGUCAAACAAUUUGGUAUCUGUGAAGGAACAUGUGCAGAGCGUCAUGAUUUAUGUAAAACACUUGAUAAAGAAUGUCUCAAUAUUCCUACAAAAUGUUUGAUUAACAUACAGCUGACAAAAAUCCUUAGUGCUUCGCAUUUUUAUGGGAGAAUUCUCAAGUAUAGUACUAAAAAGAAUCCUACAAAAGAUCAAGAUUGGAUUAGUGUUAAUGACUCGUUUGAAAGAAUAAAAUACGAAUUAAAAAAUAUCGGCUCAACACCAAAUACUAUCAUUUUAAGUAAAACCUUUACCAUUGGUGAAAUGGUUAUGGUACAAACUGAACAAAAAGAAUUUUAUCGAGCAGUGGUCUUGGAUAUAGAUUAUGGAUGGCUUACAGUUAAGGUAAAAGUAAUAUUAAUUGACAUGGGGCAUACAGAAGAAAUUAGUUCAAAUAAAAUAUUUGUACUGCCAAGCCAUUUAAAAGAACUUCGGCCUGUAGCUGUGGAAAUCAUAAUAUCUUCCAUGGAACCAGUGGUAGAGGGAGGUUCGGUUUUCAAUUGGCCAGUUAACACAACAAAUCUUGUACGUAGUUUAUUAGAACCAAUUAUUUUGACAGAUUUAGAAUUUAUUUGCAAAGUUGAACUUACAUUAGGAAUCACUUUGUGGGUUGAUUGGAUAUUAGCUAAGAAAUGUAUUAAAUGUUCUCAUAUUGCAUGUAAACUGUAUAAAACUUCUUUGAUAUUACCUAAUGAAUUAAUUAAACGCAAUCUUGCAAGACGAAGUUCUUUGCUCGUUGAUAAAUUAAUAAACUUAGAUAAAGAUGCUUAUUUAUGGAAAAAACAUUUAAAUGCUGAAAAACCUUUAAUCGUUAAAAAAUCAAGUAUACCAUUAUUUUCAUGUGAUGAACAAAAAAAUGAAAUUGAUGAAGUAAUAAAAGUACAAUGGGCUCAUUUAUCCGAGCAUACAAUAUCAAAUGUAUCUGUUCGUUAUGUAGAUUCUCCAAAAUGUUUUUUUGUAAUUAAUAUGCAAUUUUAUGAAAGAGUUAUUGCUCUUCAAAGAGACAUUGAUGAUGCUAUCAGUAAUAAAACUGUUGAACAAUUAACUUGCGCCACUGUAGGAAAUGUAUGUUUAGCCUUAGCCCCUGAAGAAAAUAAAUAUAAUCGUGUUAUUAUUCAAAAAAUCAACGGUAAAAAAGCUGAAGUUCUCUUUGUAGAUUAUGGCGAAUUUUAUGAAGUUGAAAUUGAUAAUUUAUUAACUAUACCCUCAAGUUUAUUAACCAAGUUACCAUUACAAGUUAUUGAGUGUAGCUUAAGUGGUUUUAAUGUUAUUCUACCGACUGAUGAUGUAGCUCAGUUUAAUAAUCGUUUGUUAGAACUUACAGAUACUAAGAUACAUUUAAAAGUUCUGUCUUCUACCACAAAUGCUAAGUUUACUGGAGGAACCUAUUAUGAAGUUGUAUUGUUUAGUAAUGAUAUGAAUAUAAAUUCCACAAUGGCUGAUGAAUUUAAUAUGUAUGUUGAUAAUACUCAAAUACAAAAUAUUUUAAGCUCAAAUUAUAAAUACAAGGAAUACGAAAGUGAGGUUGAUGAUGACGAUGAUGCACUUGACGAAGAAGAAUUCAAAUGUCAGAUGGAUCUAUUGGAAAGUUUAUUCAAAACUUCAAAUCAAACAAAUGAAACCCAAACUGUGCAAAGUUCAACAAAUGAAACCCAAACCGUGCAAAGUUCAACAAAUGAAACCCAAACUGUGCCAAGUUUAACAAAUGAAAAAAUAAAUGUGUCCGAAUCAAAAUCAUUAAAUAAAGAUAAUAUAAUUGCAAACAAUGAACAAAUAAAAUGUAUAAAAAUUGAGAAAAAAUAUUGUCUAGAUUGCAAUGUGACUCCAGUGGUCCCUCAAUGUUUUUGGCAUCAAGAUGACACAUGGAUUUAUCUUAAAUUGAAUAUUUUGUCAGUAAAUGAUUAUAACACCUUAUAUACAAUGGAUACUAUAACAAUAAAUGUUGAAACAAACUCUGUAUCCUAUUCCUUUACUGCAGUUUUGUUUGGGUUUAUAAUAGAUGAAUUGUGUACCUGUCGUGUAGGUUUUGAUGGGAUUUUUAUCAAAGCAAAAAAACUAAUAAAAGUUAAAUAUCAUUGGCCUAGACUCUUAAAAUGUACAAAAAAACAUAAAUAUAUUAUUUAUAAUACUGAAUUCUGCAUUGAUGAAAGUAAAAACCUGAAUUUGUGGUGUAGAGUUAUGAAUAAUUACAAAAUACAGGCUCUUGGCGAACAGUUAAAUGUAAAAUAUCUUGAUUCUGAUUUUGAUGAUACUGAUUAUUCUGAUAACAGUGAUGGCAUUUUUGAAGAUUGAUUAAACAUUUUUUAAAUUAUAUUUUAAUGUUUAAAUUUAUAUUAAUAUUUUACUGUUUAAAUAUAGAAAACAUUGUUUUAAAAAUCUUAUGGCUCAUAUAAUUUAAUAUGUUCUGUAAUUUCUUUUAGGCAUUUUAACAAAUUGUAAUUACCUUUUUUUUUAAUUCAUAAUAUAAGUAAACACAUUAAGUGUUACAAAUCAAUAUGAUUAUCGUUAUUAAAAAUUGUUUAGUUAUUAUUAAAUAUUAUUAACAAAUAAAUUUGAGUAUCUAUAAAUAUGGAUUAAAAAAUCUUUAACUUGUUUUUCCAUACAUAAUAUUAUACUCUAUAAUAUAAUAUUAAUAUGUACAUAAA